Molecule: messenger RNA, 3035 nt
Organism: Cyprinodon tularosa
Lineage: Eukaryota; Metazoa; Chordata; Actinopteri; Cyprinodontiformes; Cyprinodontidae
Product: sodium- and chloride-dependent GABA transporter 2-like
Exons: 14
Coding region: 119-1894 (591 amino acids)
Biological process (GO): sodium ion transmembrane transport
Cellular component (GO): membrane
Source: RefSeq, a predicted model, not a curated record
CAUCACAGCGUCUCUUUCUUCCCUUGUUAAAUUACAUUCCCACUUAGAGAAGCUCUCAGAGCGCACAGCCACUGAUUGCAGGAGAAACUUUGCCCUUUAACGUUUGGCAGAAAAAAAGAUGACAACGAACGGAAUGAGAAGCAGCGCAGCGGUCUGCGUCCUGAACGAAUACCCUCAGAAAGCCAAAGAGAUGGAGGGACGGGGCCACUGGGGGACCAAGGCGGAGUACAUCCUCACAGUCACAGGAGCAAUUAUCGGGCCUGGAAAUAUUUGGAGGUUUCCUUACCUAUGUUACAAAAACGGUGGAGGAGUGUUUUUCAUCCCAUACAUCUUGUUUAUAUUUACGUGUGGCAUACCCCUGUUCUUCCUGGAAACUGCGCUGGGGCAGUACACCCGUCAGGGAGGAAUCACAUGCUGGCGUCAGAUCUGUCCACUUUUUCAAGGCCUUGGCUAUGCCAGUCACCUAAUCAUCGCUUUCACUGCAACUUCUUACAUCAUGAUCCUCACCUGGGCGUUCUUUUACCUGUUCUCAUCCUUUGGUUCACAUUUACCUUGGGCUUCAUGUGGGAAUUACUGGAACACAGACUCAUGCUUUGACAGCCAUCUGAAUCUGAGCAUGAAAUCCAAAGUGAACACUACCCUCCCAGUCGUGGAGUUCUGGAAUCGAAGAGUUUUAAAGAUUUCUGGUGGGAUCAACGAGUUGGGUGGACUAAGGUGGGAACUAGCACUGUGCCUCAUCCUGUGUUGGAUCAUCUGCUACUUUUGUGUCUGGAAAGGAAUAAAGUCAACAGGAAAGGCAGCAUACUUUACAGCCACCUUUCCCUAUUUUAUGCUGUUUAUUCUGCUGAUAAGAGGUGUUACUUUGCCAGGAGCUCUGGAUGGGAUUAUUUAUUAUGUCUACCCUGAUAUUUCUCGUCUCUCAGAUCCUCAGGUGUGGAUGGACGCUGGUACUCAGAUCUUCUUCUCAUAUGCCAUCGGUCUUGGUUUUCUCACUUCUCUUGGGAGUUAUAAUACCUACAACAAUAACUGUUAUAAGGACUGCUUUUACUUGAGUCUGCUGAACAGUGGAACCAGCAUUGUGGCUGGUUUUGCCAUUUUCUCUGUUUUGGGCUUCAUGACAUAUGAACAAGGCGUGGAUAUUUCUGAAGUGGCAGAAUCAGGCCCUGGGUUGGCAUUUAUUGUCUACCCACGUGCUGUGGCCAUGAUGCCUAUGCCUCAGGUUUGGUCAGUGUGUUUCUUCCUCAUGAUUAUACUGCUUGGACUAGAUAGCCAGUUUGUUGGUAUAGAGUGUGUGAUGACAUCCCUGGUUGAUCAUUUCCCUUCCUACCUGAAUCAAGGCUACAGGAGGGAGCUGCUCCUGCUGGUUAUCUGCUGUGUCUCCUGCCUGUUUGGACUCUUACUAGUUACUGAGGGCGGGGUUUACUUGCUCCAGCUGUUGGACCACCAUGUCUGCAGUGGCAGCACCUUGCUGAUCCUUGCGUUCUGCCAGUCUGUUAGUAUUGGAUGGGUUUAUGGCACAGACCGUUUUUAUGACAACAUCACAGAGAUGAUUGGUUACCGUCCCUUUCCAUUCAUGAAGUACUGCUGGCGGUACAUCACUCCUCUUGUUUGCUUUGGAACCUUCAUCUUCUCCAUUAUCAAAUAUACUCCACUAAAGUUCAGUAACUCCUACGAAUAUCCACUAUGGGCCAAUAUCUUGGGCUGGUUUUUUGCCACAGUCUCUCUUUCUCUCAUCCCACUGUUUGUGCUUUUUAAAUUAAUCCAAGGACAAGGCACACUUCGACAGCGUUUCGUAUCGCUCUGUAAGCCUGUUGCUACCUUGGAUCAAAUAUGUCUGCCGCCGAAAUGCAACAACAACAGCAGCAACCCUCAUAUACGGACCUCAAACUUCUGACCCACGCAGCUUAAGUCACUAAGCUGACACCAAAAAAAUGCACAAUUUACUGUCUAGCAGCAUGUGUGAUCCAGAUUUGAUUUUAUCAAAUGUUGGGGGAAACAAAAUCCUUUAAAGUGACUUAGAUAAAUGUGGGAAUCAGCCAUUCAAUGUAACUAAUUAUCCAUCCAUUGCCAUGGGAGUAAGUUGGUACCUACCUCUAGUGGUCAUAGGUCAAGAUACAGGGUACACCCUGGACUGAAUCCAGAUUAUUUAGCCAAAGAAGCAAAUUAUAAGGUACAGUAAGCAUAUUGCUAGUCCCUCAAGCUUUGCAGGUGAAAUAAUUAUACGAAUAAUAUGAAUGACAGGUUUGAUGUUUUAAUCAUGAUAACUCAUAACAGGUUCAAACACUUUACAUUUUUUUUUAUUUAAAAAAAGUUUGUUAGGGGAUGUUAAGCAUUGCUUUAUUUAAUUCAGUUUGCAAGAUUCACACAAAUACGUGAAUAAGCUAAGCAUGCAUGAAUGAUCAAUUAAAUAUAAUAUUGCCUGCAGUCAUUCAUGCCGAAUCAUUAUGUAAGAAUCAUUACUCAGCAAACUUCCCAACAAGUAUUCCAAGUUAAUUCUUUUUUUUUGCCUCGCAGCAAAACACUAAGUCAACUGUUCAUCGCUUAAUAUGCCCCCUCUUACAUUUCUCUCCGAUCAUUCAAUAUGCCACAUCAAGGCUCAGUUAUGUACUGAUUUUCAAUUUACAAGAGUCCUGAAAGGUUUACAGGUUAUUACCAAGGGUAUGAUAUAACUUUAUAGAUGUAUUUAAAACUGACAAAUGUAAAAAUAACAAAGCAGGCUUCGUUAUCAUUCAUAUUCGUUGUCAUUACUUUCAAUAAUUAUUAUACGGUUUAAAAGUCAUGGACAAUUUGCCACUAAUGAGAUAAAAUAUUUUUAUAAUCUGUUUUCAACUGGAUUUGAGGUUUGAACUAAUUUUAAGAGGUAUAUUCUUAUUUUGUUGGAGCUUUUAAGAGUUUUUCUAUAUUUUAUGCUUGUCUCUUUAGAAAUAAAAGCAUGACUAACUAUUGUUCUGUGUGUCAGUCGGUCCAGAGGGAACGAUAUUUUUGAACACUACCUCAGAUGUUUUUUUUUCAAGAUCCAACAUGAAUCUUUUUAU